AACAACCCUGUAAAAACGAUAUGGUCUCGCACCCAGUGCAACAUCAUCAAAUCCUCAGCAGCAUUUCAACAAUGUAGAGAAGUUAUGUCUCAGUCUCAUAUUGACAGAUAUGUGGCCGACUGUGAAAAAGCUACCUGCUGGUGUGAUGGAGACAGUGACAGUGAUUGCCUGUGUGACACAAUAGCUCAUUUUGCUGUUGUUUGCGACAGUUUAGGUCACCCCGUGGAGUGGCGCCACCAGAAUUUGUGUCCUGUCCAAUGUGGUGGAGACAUGAUUUACAGUUCCAGUAACAGACCGUGUAAAGCCACAUGCCUAGAUCUCAUUAACAACUCAACACAGUGUGAUGUUCUUGGUGGAGUUGAGGGAUGUUUCUGCCCACCUGGAACGGUGUGGCAUGAAUCCAGAUGCAUUUCUUCUGCCCAGUGUCCAUGCUACGAUGGCAUGUACUUGUAUGAUUCUGGAACUGUAUUGAAAAAAGAUUGUAACAUUUGUGCCUGUGAGGAAGGAAAAUUUGCUUGCAGACCAACAAAUUGCUCAGAAUGUCUUCAAGAUGAAUUUAAGUGCAUAACCAAUGAAAUUUGUAUUCAUCAGUCAAGUGUCUGCAAUGGCAUCUUUGACUGUUAUGAUGGAUCUGAUGAAAGCAGUGACCUAUGUGACAAGAAAAACUGCACUAGUGAACAGUUUCAGUGCAAGCUCAGUGGUGAGUGCAUAAACUCCUCCCAGCUGUGUGACGGUGUUGCUCAUUGUGAUGAUGGCAGUGACGAAGAUAAAGACAAAUGUGGAG
Messenger RNA from Candidula unifasciata, 784 nucleotides. NCBI's taxonomy places the organism in Eukaryota, Metazoa, Mollusca, Gastropoda, Stylommatophora, Geomitridae. The record is from the annotation of a GenBank genome assembly.